UAGCGCUGGUGCAACGCCUAUCAGGUGAUUGCAUACAGGUAAGUAAUAGAUAUAGGUAUACUUGGUCAUGAAAAUACAUUUCAGAGAAACAGACCAGGAAUAUGGGAAGUACAUGUAAUUACUCUUACGCUUUACGGUGCUACUACAUAAGAACAAUAUUGCAUUUGAGCUUUGUGCUUUAUAUUUCGAAUUACUACAACGUAGAACGAACGUAGAGGUUAUCUAGCAGGUCAUGAGCUGUAGUAAAACUUGGUAACCAAUCACAACAUGACCUGCAUCGCUCACGCGCACACGUCUCUGCGGUGAUUGGCUAGACGUAAAUUAUGAAACCCACGUAGUAUACUCAGUAGUGAUACUUCUGUCGUGCUGUCAUACUUACUGCAACGGUGAUGAGACAGAACCACACCGAUAUGGACUGCUCUACGUGGAUAAAACAAGAACCUCUGUCUCCUAUUAAGAGGAGCUGUUCAAAAGCUUCCUCGUCAACCACCAUUGGUCCAGAUAUACCAGUGGAACCUGGGGACGACCACUUCCAACAGGCUGCCUCAGACGCCCUCGCUGCUGGUAAACUCCUUCCUCUGAUAAAGAAAGAGCUCAAAUACACAAUACUGAAUCGUCGAUUUGCCCAAGGACAAGCCGAUAUUGUCUUGCAGGAUCCACCUAAACCUAAAGUUAAACAGGAUCUCACAGCAGCGGAGCUACAAAGGAAAUCCCGUCGCCGGGAACAGAACAGACGAGCUGCCACGAAAUGUCGUCACAAGAAGAAGGGCGUCGAGGAAAGUCUUAUCACGACCUUCUUUAAGGAGCAAAAUAAGCAUGACACCCUUAAAGAUCAGAUAAAAUCGCUCAUGUCUCAGAGAGACAUGCUGGAGAAGGUUCUAGAGGGACACUCACGUUCCCGCGUGUGUGCAUUACUUCCUCUUCCUGACACCUCGUACACACCGCCACUGUCUGCGCAACUCCCUCCUGUCUUUCACGAUCCAAAUGCCGGAAGUGCAACAUCUCCGAGUUUAUACGGAGGAGACAUUUUUACAUUCGAUGUUCAAAGCAACAAUAAGCCGUGCACCAUGACGUCAGCUUCAUGUACCUCCUUCAUAAGUCAGACACCCGGACAGACCAGUGGAUAUCCUCAGUAUUCUUCGAACACCUUUCCUUCAUACGAAGAGCCCAUGUCUUUGCCAAUCACGCCACCAGCUGACGACACCUCACAUGAGUUCGGUUGGGCUGAAAACUUUUUCAAUAUAUCCGAACUGCUGAACAGUGAGCUCCCACUGGAGAUUCCGGUCCUCAAUUCUGAUGAUCUCAACAACCUAGAACCACCUGGCCUAUAGGUCGUGCCUUUGUCAAUACGUUUAUUCACUUUAAUCCAACGUUACUUGUCCAGUCAUGUAAAUACGCCAAAUAAUUGUUCGUCUUUCUCCACGUCAUCAGAUAAGUCAGUUUUAUUGAAACUAUGCAUCGUUCUCCACUUCAUCAGCUUCGUUUUUUGAGCAUGAUCUACACUCAGGGUAUGAGUUGAGAUUUUGGUGACCUUCGUUCCAGCCAAUCAUCGAAGCUCUUCGAAAUGUCCGGUAUGUUGCCGUUUCCACUCUUUGUGGCUAGAGCAUUGGCCACUCGAACGUAAGCACCCGGUGAGAAUACAUCACGUGAAAAGCUUCGUGUAGCGAAGUUUGCACGUGCUACAUUUUUAUAGUUGGUGUACCCUCCUUGGCGACCACUGAUGGAGUCAUAUAUUUUCAUUAUGUUUUAAUAUGAUGGAGACAUGUUUUAAUUUCAUUAUGUUUUAAUAUGAUGGAGACAUGUUAUAAUUUCAUUAUGUUUUGAUAUGAUAAAGACAUGUUAUAUUUGUAUUAUACUUUGAUAUGGAAAAUGAUCUGUACAAACAAGCGUUGAUACAGAAUGACAUUUCACAGAGACAGGUGUUCGCUAGUGCGGGUAACCGAGGGUCAUGUCGUCACAAAGUCCAGCAUUCGAUUGAUAGUCCAGGUGACAAGACUCUCGGACGGUACGUUUUAGACUGUGUUCUGUAGUCGCGUGAAAUUCCAAUUUAUUACACGUACGUUUUACGAUCUGCAAUAAUUGGUAUUUUGGUUGUGUUCAAACCUACCGGAUAGUGACGUAGUUUUACGACUUGUGUGGGGCUCGGGUCUACAAUCAUGUGACCCUAUACAGGAUUAAGAAUUGGUUUUACACUGUGCGUUGUUAAGACUUUGAAUGAUCUCAAUGAACUGUUAAUGUUAUUGUUGUUACGGGAAUUGCAGUUCACCGGCAUCACCGCUGUAAAGGGAACAUGGUGUACUAGUUAUGUACCAUAGGUCACCGUAGAGUGCACUUGACGUCAAUAUUUCAGUUUAUCUUAUGUUUUGAAAGUCGUACAUGUAUAUGCACACACUAACUCGCGCAAACGUUAUCGAUAAAACCAUAUACUCACGUUACAUUUAUCUCAUGUUAACGAUUUCAGCAUGUCUGACAUGUUAUGGAUGAUACAAAAACCGCAGUCUUUACGGCGACGUUCUACCACCAAAUUUACUUAUGAAAUGUAGACUUUGGCCAGUUUUUAAUGUUGGUGGUGCAGGUGAACUGGGUGACCUCUUUUAGAGACCUCGAAAUAAAGUGAUGCAGCUUUCAUCAUAGAAUGAUUAUAUUUUUGCCAGAUCCCACCAUCAUUGUGAUUUAGAAUGUCAUUUGUUAUGUACUUUCUUCAAGAAAAUAUUGGUCUCAUCAAUUUGUGUUUUAUAGUUGUACUUUAUUUUGUAUUAUAAGAAUUGUACAUUAUUUUGGAUGACUAUAAAGAUAUACAUGAAUAGUUUGCGCAAAAUAAUUUGUUUUGUAUCAGAAAGAAUUUAUGUAAUAUUAUGAUUUACUCAGAUAUUUACUUUAUUAUGAAUUCAAAACAAUCGUUACUUUAUGAAUCUGUAUCAAUUCAGAGACAAAUAAAAGGUUUUAUUGCA
Mizuhopecten yessoensis (Yesso scallop) is the source of this 2951-nucleotide messenger RNA. RefSeq lists its product as uncharacterized. NCBI's taxonomy places the organism in Eukaryota, Metazoa, Mollusca, Bivalvia, Pectinida, Pectinidae. Gene Ontology annotation, biological process: regulation of transcription by RNA polymerase II. Gene Ontology annotation, cellular component: nucleus. Bases 390 to 1331 code for a protein of 313 amino acids. Gene Ontology annotation, molecular function: DNA-binding transcription factor activity, RNA polymerase II-specific; RNA polymerase II cis-regulatory region sequence-specific DNA binding. The record is from RefSeq and is a predicted model, not a curated record. The transcript has 4 exons.